Molecule: messenger RNA, 7154 nt
Organism: Molossus molossus (Pallas's mastiff bat)
Lineage: Eukaryota; Metazoa; Chordata; Mammalia; Chiroptera; Molossidae
Gene: CDK13
Product: cyclin dependent kinase 13
Exons: 14
Coding region: 594-4979 (1461 amino acids)
Biological process (GO): positive regulation of transcription elongation by RNA polymerase II; protein phosphorylation; transcription elongation by RNA polymerase II
Cellular component (GO): nucleus; cyclin/CDK positive transcription elongation factor complex
Molecular function (GO): ATP binding; cyclin binding; cyclin-dependent protein serine/threonine kinase activity
Source: RefSeq, a predicted model, not a curated record
CGGGCCGCAAAGUGCGCGAGGCCCUAGGCCGAGAGUUGUCAAGACCAAGCCACUUCCGAGGCGCCCACCGUGUGUCGCCACCACCCCUGGAAGACGACGUCGACGCGUAGGAGGAGGCGGCGGAGGCGUGCAGUUGUCUCGCCCACUCCCCUACCCAGAACUCGCACCCAACGUCAGGGCGCGAUGGAGUGAAGCGACGACGAAGGUGGUACUUCCGCGUUGCGCUGCUCGAGCUGAACGCGGCCAAGGCCGCUCCCCAAUCCCCGGGGGCACUUGGAGGACUCCGGACUCCCUCGCAGGUCAGCGCGCGGUGCAUCUGGUGUUUUUGCUGCUAAGGACAGGACGACCAGCACGACCAGCCGCCUGGAUUCCUGCUUCCCCCAGGCCUGGAGGCCGCUGCGUACCCCACUGUGACCUGGAACCCAGGGACCCAAGUCCUGACCCGUAUUAUCGUGGCGUGUUUUUUCCCGGUUCGCCCUGGUACUGUGUCCCUCCGCCGUCGCCGCUGUUCCCGUUUCCGGCGGGAGAGAUGGCCAAGAUCUGACCCGGGACGAGGCCGCACCCGCGCCGCGCUCUGCGGCGAACUCUAGGCGAUGCCGAGCAGCUCGGACACGGCACUGGGGGGAGGCGGGGGCCUGAGCUGGGCGGAGAAGAAGUUGGAGGAACGCCGCAAGCGGAGGCGAUUCCUGUCCCCUCAGCAGCCGCCGCUGCUGUUGCCGCUCCUGCAGCCGCAGCUCCUGCAACCGCCGCCGCCCCCGCCGCCUCUGCUCUUCCUGGCUGCUCCCGGCACGGCCGCCGCCGCCGCAGCCGCCGCCGCCGCUGCGGCCUCCUCCUCUUGCUUCAGCCCAGGCCCCCCUCUGGAGGUCAAGCGGCUGGCGAGAGGCAAGAGGCGCCCAGGAGGGCGGCAGAAGCGGCGCCGCGGGCCCCGCGCCGGGCAGGAGGCGGAGAAGCGUCGGGUCUUCUCGCUGCCCCAGCCGCAGCAGGACGGCGGUGGCGGUGCUAGUAGCGGCGGGGGUGUGACCCCGCUGGUGGAAUACGAGGAUGUGAGCUCCCAGUCCGAGCAGGGGCUGCUGCUGGUGGGGGGCUGCGCGGCAACGGCGGCGACGGCUGCCGGGGGAACGGGGGGCAGCGGCGGGAGUCCGGCCUCCUCCUCCGGCACCCAGCGGCGCGGGGAGGGGUCGGGGCGCAGGCCCCGCCGGGACCGCCGCCGCAGUAGCGGCCGCAGCAAGGAGCGCCACCGCGAGCACCGGCGGCGGGACGGGCAGCGCGGCAGCAGCGAGGCCUCUAAGUCCCGCAGCCACCACAGCCACAGCGGCGAGGAGCGGGCCGAGGCUACCAAGAGUGGCAGCAGCAGUAGUAGUGGCGGCCACCGGAAAAGCGCCUCGGCCACAUCUAGCAGCGGUAGCAGCCGCAGGGACCGAGACCUGAAGGCUCACCGGAGUCGGACUAAGUCGUCCAAGGAGCCGCCUUCGGCCUACAAGGAGCCGCCCAAGGCCUACCGGGAGGACAAAACUGAGCCUAAGGCCUACAGGCGGCGGCAGCGGUCCCUAAGCCCCUUGGGAGGCCGGGACGACAGCCCGGUGUCCCACAGGGCCUCACAGAGCCUGAGGAGCCGCAAGUCACCCAGCCCGGCAGGAGGUGGCAGCAGCCCCUAUUCACGGCGGCUGCCGCGCUCCCCAAGCCCCUACUGCCGCCGCCGUUCCCCCAGCUACAGCCGCCACAGCUCGUACGAGCGGGGCGGCGACGUGUCUCCCAGCCCCUACAGCAGCAGCAGCUGGCGUCGCUCCCGGAGCCCUUACAGCCCCGUGAUCAGACGGUCUGCCAAAUCCCGAAGCAGAAGCCCAUAUUCAUCUAGGCAUUCAAGAUCUCGUAGCAGGCACAGAUUGUCUAGAUCCAGAAGUCGUCAUUCUAGCAUUUCUCCUAGCACACUAACUCUGAAGAGUAGCCUGGCAGCUGAAUUGAACAAGAAUAAAAAAGCGCGAGCUGCAGAGGCCGCAAGAGCUGCAGAGGCCGCAAGAGCUGCAGAGGCUGCUAAAGCUGCAGAGGCCGCUAAAGCUGCUGAGGCCUCUGCCAAAGCUGCCAAAGCCUCAAACACUUCUACACCUACCAAGGGGAACACAGAAACUGGUGCCAGCGCAUCACAAACAAACCAUGUGAAGGAUGUGAAGAAACUUAAAAUUGAGCAUGCACCUUCUCCCUCAAGUGUUGGAGCUUUAAAAAAUGACAAGACAAAAACAAAGCCACCGAUUCAGGUAACAAAGGUGGACAAUAAUUUGAUUGUAGAUAAAACCACGAAGAAAGCAGUUAUAGUUGGGAAGGAGAGUAAAUCUGCUGCUAUAAAGGAGGAACCAGUAUCUCUUAAAGAGAAAACCAAACCACUUACACCAAGCGUAGGAGCCAAGGAGAAGGAACAACAUGUGGCUCUAGUGACCUCUACAUUACCACCAUUACCUUUGCCUCCCAUGUUGCCUGAAGAUAAAGAUGCUGAUAGCUUACGAGGAAAUAUUUCAGUAAAAGCAGUUAAAAAAGAAGUAGAAAAGAAACUGCGAUGUCUACUUGCUGAUUUACCACUACCCCCUGAGCUACCAGGAGGAGAUGAUCUCUCAAAGAGUCCAGAGGAAAAGAAAACAGCAACACAGUUACAUUGUAAAAGGAGGCCUAAAAUAUGUGGGCCUCGCUAUGGUGAAAUCAAAGAAAAAGAUAUUGACUGGGGAAAACGCUGCGUGGAUAAAUUUGAUAUUAUCGGAAUUAUUGGAGAAGGUACCUAUGGACAAGUUUACAAGGCCAGGGAUAAAGACACUGGAGAAAUGGUAGCCUUAAAAAAAGUACGUCUAGAUAAUGAAAAGGAAGGCUUUCCGAUUACAGCAAUUCGAGAAAUUAAAAUUCUCCGGCAGCUUACUCACCAGAGUAUUAUCAAUAUGAAGGAGAUAGUUACCGAUAAAGAGGAUGCUUUGGAUUUUAAAAAGGAUAAAGGUGCAUUUUAUCUGGUAUUUGAAUAUAUGGACCAUGAUCUGAUGGGACUACUGGAAUCAGGCUUGGUUCAUUUUAAUGAAAAUCACAUAAAGUCAUUUAUGAGACAGCUCAUGGAAGGUCUGGAUUAUUGUCAUAAGAAGAACUUUUUGCAUAGAGAUAUAAAAUGUUCAAAUAUUCUUCUAAAUAAUAGAGGGCAGAUAAAACUUGCAGAUUUUGGACUCGCUCGAUUGUAUAGCUCAGAAGAAAGUCGGCCGUAUACUAACAAGGUCAUAACUUUAUGGUACCGUCCACCUGAACUGCUGUUGGGAGAAGAACGAUACACACCAGCUAUUGAUGUAUGGAGCUGUGGAUGUAUCCUUGGUGAACUCUUUACUAAAAAACCUAUAUUUCAAGCAAAUCAGGAACUUGCACAACUAGAAUUAAUAAGCCGUAUAUGUGGGAGUCCAUGUCCUGCAGUGUGGCCUGAUGUAAUCAAACUACCGUAUUUCAACACCAUGAAACCAAAGAAGCAAUAUCGUCGAAAGUUAAGAGAAGAAUUUGUUUUUAUUCCUGCAGCUGCACUAGACUUAUUUGAUUACAUGCUCGCCUUGGAUCCUAGUAAGCGCUGCACUGCAGAACAAGCUCUUCAGUGUGAUUUCCUACGGGAUGUGGAACCCUCAAAAAUGCCCCCACCAGACCUUCCUUUAUGGCAAGACUGUCAUGAGUUAUGGAGUAAAAAGCGAAGGAGACAGAAACAGAUGGGCAUGACUGAUGAUGUUUCUACAAUUAAAGCCCCCAGAAAGGACUUGUCUCUGGGCUUGGAUGACAGCAGAACGAACACACCCCAGGGUGUGCUGCCAACUUCACAACUGAAAUCUCAGGGCAACUCGAAUGUAGCACCUGGUGAAAAACAGACAGAGCCAUCAACACCACAACAGGAGUCUUCAAAACCAUUGGGAGGAAUUCAACCUUCUUCUCAGAGCGUCCAGCCUAAAGUGGAGACUGAUGCUGCCCAGGCAGCUGUACAGAGUGCAUUUGCAGUUCUGUUGACUCAAUUAAUAAAGGCUCAGCAGUCAAAGCAGAAAGAUGCGCUACUAGAAGAAAGAGAAAAUGGAUCGGGACAGGAAGCAUCGUUACAACUCAGGCCACUUCCAGAACCUAGCACUCCAGUAUUGGGGCAAAAUGACCUCAUCCAGCACCAAGACAUGAGGAUAUUAGAGCUCACACCAGAACCAGACCGGCCACGUAUUUUGCCUCCUGAUCAACGACCUCCUGAACCACCUGAACCACCACCAGUCACUGAAGAAGAUCUGGAUUAUCGGACAGAAAACCAGCAUGUACCCACCACUAGUUCUUCGUUAACUGACCCUCAUGCCGGAGUAAAAGCAGCCCUGUUACAGUUACUUGCUCAGCAUCAGCCCCAGGAUGAUCCUAAAAGAGAAGGUGGUAUUGAUUACCAGGCAGGUGACACUUACGUACCCACUUCAGACUACAAGGACAAUUUUGGAUCCUCUUCUUUCUCUUCUGUUCCUUAUGUUAGUAAUGACGGUCUAGGAGGUAGUUCUGGUCUACCAUUGGAACGACGUAGCUUCAUUGGAAACUCAGAUAUUCAGUCUUUGGAUAACUACAGUACUACUUCAUCUCAUUCUGGUGGUCCAACACAGCCUUCUGCCUUUUCCGAGUCGUUUCCCAGUUCACUAGCUGGAUAUAGAGACAUUUACCUCAAUACUGGUCCCAUGUUGUUUAGUGGAGACAAGGACCAUAGAUUUGAAUAUAGCCAUGGUCCCAUUGCAGUCCUGGCGAACAGCAGUGACCCUUCCACAGGGCCAGAGAGUACUCAUCCUUUGCCAGCAAAGAUGCACAACUAUAACUAUGGCGGUACCUUACAGGAAAACCCGGGGGGGCCCAGCCUCAUGCAUGGACAGACUUGGACUUCUCCUGCCCAAGGACCUGGAUAUUCACAAGGAUACAGGGGACACAUUAGCACAUCAGCUGGCAGAGGUCGAGGCAGAGGACUACCAUACUGAGUAUCAGUUUUUCCUCAGGCACAUCAUUUUUAUCUGGAAAGACUUUUCUAGUUGCAAUUUAAGGCAGCAAUCCAAGAGACUUGAAUAAUAUUAAUUCAACAACAGCUUUAUUUUUAUGUGGAAAGGGUCUUGCAUACAAUAGUUUAAAAAAAGACCAAAAGAGAAAAAAAAAAAAAAAGAAAACCUUUGCUUAAUUCAUGCUGUUCUAAAAACUAGAUCUUUUGAUUGUACAUCUUCACAAAUUCUAGUUAACAAUUUUAUUUUGUAUUCUUGCAGUUUUAAGUGGAUGCUAAUAUUAGGGACAUAAAGUCCUUUAUGGCCCUCUUGCAGAUCUGAACUAUGCACAUUUGUGCUUUUUUUUGUAAGUUUGGACCAACUUUUAUGUAACAACCAACCAACCCCUCCCUCCUCCAGUUUUACAACAAUCAGAAAGGGCACUGAUUUAUUUGAUAUUUUCUUUUUACAAAGCUACCUUUAGUCAAAGGUCACUGUCAGUCUCUGCACCUGCUUUCAGUGUUAUUGUGAAAGGUGUACUUUGUGCUCAUUUCAGAAAAUAAAACACAACCUUUCUCUUGAUGCAACAGUUUUAUAAAAAAAAAAAAAAUGGUCAAUGUUAUUUUUGUUUUAUUUUGCAGAUUAUCAUAACCUAGCAAAAUACAUUCAAAUGAAAUAGUGGGUUUUAUAUAAAAAAUAUGGGUGGGGUGGGAAGGGUAAGUAAGUGCCUUAACAGGUAAGCUUAAGGUCUGAAAAAGUAGUUAACUUUUACACCCAUUUGUCUUUUAAAGGGAAUCAAUAGAUUGUAUUGAAGAGGAAGGGAGUGGGUGUUUAGAGUCUGCCUGUUCAGUUCCUUUUAGAUCCAUUCUCUGCCUAUCACACUUUCUCCUUUUCUGCCUUUGGGCUGUGUCACCUUCCACUACCUUCUCUUGUAAAGGGAGUGAGAGUAAAGAAAGGGAAUAGAAUGCAAUCAGUACUUUGUUACUCCCAUAAGUUCUAAAAUGUCAUUUAAAUGGUUGAAAGUAAUAGCUUCAAUGAGCAUUUCGGAGCACCUUUACUUUCAGGCUGCCAGGUUGUUUCUGUUUCCUUUUACCAUGGAUAAUUAAUUGGAGGGCAUUAGUAUAGAUGGGCAAGGUAUAGUAACAUUUACAUAAUUCUAUUAACUUUCAUGGGGGUGGGGUGGCAAACACCAUAUUCUAAGUAAAAAUUGCCAUUUUAAGGAAAAAAUGAACUCUGUUCCCUUGCUAAUUAGAAACAUUGCCUAGAUUAAAUUUAUUGCCACAAAGAAAAAGAGAGAGAAAAUCUCUUAUCUUCUCUCACCUUCUGAGAGGUUUAUUAAGACUUCCGCCAGACUUAGAACAGCUUUCGUUCAUAUCAACAUUUUUUUUUUUUAUUAAAAGCAACAAAGAAUGAUGGACAAAUUCUUAUUUAAGCUGUAAUGUGUCAAAUCUAAUGUUUUGUACACACACAGAGAUAUAAAUUAUAACAAUUUUAGAAAGGAACCAAAGGUAAAUAACCAGUGUUUUCGGAUCACUAAAUGGAAAAAUGGACUUUGGAAAUGAGCGUUGUGCCAAUUAACCAUUUUGUUUUAACUGUUAUCUCCCAGUAACUGAUUUUUUUUUUUUUUUUUUUUUUUGGAAUCUUAAAUUGAAACAACUGUAACUUAAUGGAAAUUGCCCCAGUUCUAAAGUCAGUCUUUUAACCCUGUGCCCUCUAUCUGAUUUGUGAACCUUUGUUAAAAUGCUGUAUGGGAAGCAUUCUAGCUUGGUGAGAGUAAGAAUAUUUUUAUGUAGAUAAUUUACCAUUUUACUGCUAUAAAAAUGAUGUCAGUUGACCAUUUUAUUUUUUGAUGGAUUUUUUUUUGUUGGGGAGAAAUGAAAGAAAAAAUUAUUUUGCUUUUAUUUGGAUAUUAAGUACUAACAACUUAUGAUGAAACUACAUUGCAGGAAGUGAAGAAAUACUUUGAAAUUUUGCGAAAUAGCUACAGUAUUUAAGUAUCUGAAAUUUUAAUAUGGUGAGUCUUAGAGCUUUAGACUUUCCUAUUAGUGACAGCAUCUAAGUUAUUCUUAACAGUCACACUUGUUAAUUCUGCUGACCAUAGUAGCUAACAUAAAAUUGAAGAUAUUUAUGUGACAUGAAUAGCUUGUGUUUUAAAAAUUAAAUAUUUUAUAUAAAAUUGAA